Phaedon cochleariae (mustard beetle) is the source of this 2217-nucleotide messenger RNA. The record is from the annotation of a GenBank genome assembly. NCBI's taxonomy places the organism in Eukaryota, Metazoa, Arthropoda, Insecta, Coleoptera, Chrysomelidae.
GAGUGGGUAUUCGGUUUUACUUUUGUUGGCGCGUAGACGAGCUGAUGACAGUGACAGCUGACGUUUCAGUGAACGUUUUUCGCGCAGAACGAUGUGAUUUGUGCGUUCGCAUUUUUAACCUGGAUUAGAUAUCUAAGCUGAAGGCAUGAGUGAAUACGAACGGAUAAAAAAAGCAUGUCAGAAACGUGGGGAACUGUGGGAGGAUCCAGAUUUUUCAGCAACGCAAGCUUCCGUUUUCUAUCACCAAACUCCACCGUUUCAGUUCACUUGGAAGAGGCCUAAGGACUUGAGUGCAAGACCAGGAUUUGUACAAGAUGGACCAGCUCCGUUUGAUAUUAGUCCUGGAAAAAUGGGUGACAGAUGGCUGGUUUCCUGUCUAGGAGUACUGUACCUGAAUAAAGGACUGUUCUAUCGAGUAGUUCCUGCUGACCAGUCAUUCGCAGGAGAACAAUAUUGUGGAGUAUUCAGAUUUCGACUGUGGUGGUGUGGAGAAUGGACGGAAGUAUUAGUCGACGAUCGUCUUCCCACCGUGCAAGGAAAACUGGCCUUUCUUCAGUCGCAAAAUUCGGACCAUUUUUGGCCUGGACUAUUGGAAAAAGCCUAUGCCAAACUGCAUGGAUCUUAUGAAGCGCUCAAAUACGGAUCCAUGUUGGAUGGCCUAGCUGACCUGACUGGCGGAAUCACCGAAAGCAUCCCCAUCAGACAAGACGCAACUUCUUGUUCUAGACUGUUACACAAACUCUUAGACAUGACCUCAAUAAUCACGUGCGCAGUACAAGCCCCUAACCAAGUGCGAUCUCAAACCGAAAAACUGGCAAACGGCAUUCAAUUGGGAAUAAACUACCGAAUAUACGGUUUGGAGAGGAUCGAAACGUUCAACGGAGGACACGUACAGCUACUCAAAAUAAGAAACCCUCUAGGACAAGCCUCGGAGUACACAGGAUCGAUGUACAUAGAUUCGCCUGAGUUGUCCGAGAUCCACCCGUCUGAACUGGAAAGGAUACAAAACAAACUGCAGGAAGGCGAGUUUUGGAUGCCCUUCACCCACUUCCUCAAAACCUACACCCAUUUAGAAGUCGUGCAUUUGGACAGCGACACUAGCAGAGACGAGCCCAGCUUGCACAACAAAAGCACAUGGCAGAUGAGGUUAUACCAAGGACAUUGGCAAAAAGGAGUGACAGCAGGAGGUUGUAGGAACAACCCCGACACCUUCCACAUAAAUCCUCAGCUGCAUUUGUUGCUGAGCGAAAUGGAAGAAGUGGUUGUUUCUUUGAACCAACAUAGCAUCAUGGAACCGAAAGUUAUAGGCUUCACUUCCUAUUCGUUACCAAAAAGUAGUAGCGAGACUAUAGGAAAGGGCUUUUUCAAAAAGAACAAAUCCCUGUUCAACUCUCAGUACACGAAUAGUAGGCAGGUCAGCCAUAGAUGUCAGCUGGAACAGGGCGGUUAUUUGAUAAUCCCGACUACUUUCGAGCCGGGACAAGAGUCUGGAUUCACGCUCAGAGUGUACUCGAGCAAACCUCUGAAGCUUAAGCUGCUGGAUACUGUCCCGCAGCUGGUGAAAUCGGCUUUGGUCAAGGCUCCUCCUCUGUUGGAUGGCAAGAGUUUCAGCCAGUACGAGGCCGUUUUCUUGCAGCUGGCCGACGAACAUCGGACUGUCAAUUCGUUCGAGUUGCAAGAGUUGCUUGAUGCGUGUUUGCCCAAUGAUUAUAUAAAGAGUUGCGCGUCGAUUGAAGUUUGCAGGCAGAUUAUUUUGACGUUUGAGACAUCUGGUAUUGGUCGCCUGAAAUUUGCUGAUUUUAAAGACUUAAUGUGCAGCUUGAAGUUUUGGCAGACGGCGUUCAAGAACCACACGAAGGAGAAAACGGGGAUACUUAAGGCUGAAAGACUGAGAGACUCCUUGCUGGAAGUAGGGUUUCAACUAAGCAGCGAAGUUCUAUCUACUCUCAUUUUGCGUUACAUGAGGAAGGAUGGCACUCUACGAUUUGGAGAUUUUGUUUCUGCCAUACUACAUUUAACUGUAUCUUUUAAUGUUUUCGAGUCCAAGGACCCACUACAAAAUGGAAAUAUUAAACUGAGUUUGGCCGAAUGGCUCAAAUCAUCUCUCACCUGCUGAUCAUGAAAGAUAGUCAAUUAUUGUUUGUACAUAAUGAAUUUGUAAAUAGAGAUCCAUCAUGUUUUUACUUUUUUACAAAAAUAAAGAAAUGGAUGUGUUAC